CGCGGAGAGCCUCGGCCUGGCCGCGCAGCGCCCGCCGCCGCCGCCCCCUCCCCUCGGCACCCGCCCUCCCGCCGCCGCGACCCCCUCGGGGCCCGCCGCCCGGAGCCGCCGCCCGCGCCGCGAGCCGCCGCCGGAGGAUGCGCCGCACAACAGUGUUUUAAGAACAGAAGCAUCUGGGUUGAAUGGAAUUUAGCAUCAAAAAGAGUCCUCUUUCUGUUCAUAAAGUUGUAAAGUGCAUAAAGAUGAAGCAGGCGCCAGAAAUCCUUGGCAAUACAAAUGGGAAGACUCAGAACUGUGAGGUCAGUCGUGAGUGCUCUGUGUUUCUCAGCAAAGCACAGCUUUCUACCAGUCUGCAUGAGGGGGUCAUGCAAAAGUUUAAUGGCCAUGAUGCACUUCCCUUUAUUCCAACGGAGAAGCUGAAAGAUUUAACAUCCCGGGUGUUUAACGGAGAACCUGGUGCUCAUGAUGCCAAGCUGCGUUUUGAGUCUCAGGAAAUGAAAGGAAUUGGGACACCACCUAACACUACCACUAUCAAAAACGGCUCUCCAGAAAUUAAGCUGAAAAUCACCAAAACGUACAUGAAUGGGAAACCUCUUUUUGAAUCAUCCAUUUGUGGUGAUAGCGCUGCUGCUGUAUCCCAGACAGAAGACGGCAUACAAAAAACAGAAAACAAGGCGCGUAGGAACAGGAAGAGAAGCAUCAAGUAUGACUCCUUACUGGAACAGGGCCUUGUCGAAGCAGCUCUGGUAUCCAAGAUCUCCAGCCCCUCCGAUCAAAAGAUUCCGUCUAAGAAAGAGUCCUGUCUAAAUACUACAGGAGACAAAGACCACUUGUUGAAAUACAAUGUGGGUGAUUUGGUGUGGUCCAAAGUGUCCGGUUACCCUUGGUGGCCAUGCAUGGUUUCUGCAGACCCUCUCCUUCACAGCUACACCAAACUUAAAGGUCAGAAAAAGAGUGCCCGCCAGUAUCAUGUCCAGUUCUUCGGUGAUGCCCCAGAAAGAGCAUGGAUAUUUGAGAAGAGCCUGGUAGCUUUUGAAGGAGAAGGACAGUUUGAGAAAUUAUGCCAGGAGAGUGCCAAGCAGGCACCCACAAAAGCUGAGAAAAUUAAGCUCUUGAAACCUAUUUCAGGGAAAUUGAGGGCUCAGUGGGAAAUGGGCAUUGUCCAAGCUGAAGAAGCUGCCAGCAUGUCCGUAGAGGAGCGGAAAGCCAAGUUUACCUUCAUCUAUGUGGGAGACCAGCUUCAUCUUAACCCUCAUGUAGCUAAGGAGGCUGGCAUUGCUACAGAGUCUCCAGGAGGAAUGGUGGGGACCUCAGGAGGCAGCGAGGAAGCCUCUGAGGGGCCCAAAUCCCCAAGAGAAGAGGGCAUUCCCAUCAAGCGAAGGCGACGGGCCAAGUUGGCGAGUUGUGGUGAGAACCAUGAAACUGAGCCUGGGACAGUAAAGAGCACUCCUCAAAAGACGGCAGAGCUUGGUACCAAGAGAGGAGUCGGCUCUCCUCCUGGAAGGAAGAAGGCCCCAGCCUCUACUCCGAGAAGCAGAAAGGGAGAUGCAGCAUCCCAGUUUUUGGUCUUCUGUCAGAAGCACAGGGAUGAGGUGGUUGCAGAGCACCCAGAUGCCUCAGGCGAGGAGAUUGAAGAGUUGCUUGGCUCCCAGUGGAACAUGCUCAACGAGAAGCAGAAAGCGCGCUAUCAUACAAAGUUUGCCCUGAUGGCCUCUGCCCAGGCAGAAGAUGACUCUGGUAACUUAAAUGGGAAAAAAAGAAGUCACACCAAGAGGACACAGGACUUUGCAGAAGAUGUUGAAGUUGAGGAUGCACCGAGGAAAAGACUCAGAACUGACAAGCACAGUCUUCGGAAGAGAGAGAUCACUGACAAAAUGGCCAGAACAAGCUCUUGCAAGGCCAUAGAGGCCACCUCCUCCCUGAAGAGCCAGGCAGCAACGAAAAAUCUGUCUGAUGCAUGCAAACCACUGAAGAAGCGAAAUCGGGCUUCUGCUGCCGCACCUUCAGCUCUUGGGUUUAGCAAAAGUUCAUCUCCUUCUGCGUCGUUAACUGAGAAUGAGGUAUCGGACAGCCUGGGAGAUGAGCCCUUGGAGUCCCCAUAUGAGAGUGCGGACGAAGCACAGACGGAAGUGUCCAAAAAGUCUGAGCGAGGAGUGGCUGCCAAAAAGGAGUACGUGUGCCAGCUGUGUGAGAAGCCCGGCAGCCUCCUGCUCUGCGAGGGCCCGUGCUGUGGGGCAUUCCACCUCGCCUGCUUGGGCCUUUCUCGGCGGCCAGAAGGGAGGUUCACCUGCAGCGCCUGUGCUUCAGGGGUUCACUCAUGUUUCGUGUGUAAGGAGAGCCAGACCGACGUUAAGCGCUGUGUCGUCUCACAAUGCGGAAAGUUCUACCACGAAGCUUGUGUGAGAAAAUUCCCACUGACUGUGUUUGAGAGCCGAGGCUUCCGCUGUCCUCUGCACAGCUGUGUGAGCUGCCAUGCAUCCAACCCUUCCAACCCCAGACCAUCCAAAGGUAAAAUGAUGCGGUGUGUCCGCUGUCCCGUGGCCUAUCAUGGAGGGGAUGCUUGUCUGGCAGCGGGCUGCUCAGUGAUUGCUUCUAACAGCAUCAUCUGCACCAGCCACUUCACAGCCCGCAAGGGAAAAAGGCAUCAUGCCCAUGUCAAUGUGAGCUGGUGCUUUGUGUGCUCCAAAGGGGGCAGCCUCCUGUGCUGUGAGUCCUGCCCGGCAGCCUUCCACCCCGAUUGCCUGAACAUCGACAUGCCUGAUGGCAGCUGGUUCUGCAAUGACUGCAGGGCCGGGAAGAAGCUGCACUUCCAGGACAUCAUCUGGGUGAAGCUGGGCAACUACAGAUGGUGGCCGGCAGAAGUUUGCCAUCCCAAAAAUGUUCCCCCAAAUAUUCAGAAAAUGAAGCACGAGAUUGGAGAAUUCCCUGUGUUUUUCUUUGGGUCUAAAGAUUAUUAUUGGACGCAUCAGGCGCGAGUGUUCCCGUACAUGGAGGGGGACCGGGGCAGCCGCCACCAUGGGGUCCGAGGGAUCGGCAGAGUCUUCAAGAACGCACUGCAAGAAGCUGAGGCUCGCUUUCGAGAAGUCAAACUUCAGAGGGAAGCCAGAGAGACGCAGGAGAGUGAGCGCAAGCCCCCGCCAUACAAGCACAUUAAGGUGAAUAAGCCUUACGGGAAAGUCCAGAUCUACACCGCUGAUAUCUCGGAGAUCCCAAAGUGCAACUGCAAACCCACGGACGAGAGCCCCUGUGGCUUCGACUCGGAGUGUCUGAACCGGAUGCUGAUGUUCGAGUGCCACCCACAGGUGUGCCCUGCAGGGGAGUCCUGCCAGAACCAGUGCUUCACCAAGCGCCAGUACCCUGAGACCAAGAUCAUCAAGACCGAUGGCAAAGGGUGGGGCCUGGUUGCUAAGAGGGACAUCAGAAAGGGAGAGUUUGUGAAUGAGUAUGUCGGUGAGCUGAUUGACGAGGAAGAAUGUAUGGCAAGGAUCAAAUACGCACAUGAGAACGACAUCACCCACUUUUACAUGCUCACCAUAGACAAGGAUCGCAUCAUUGAUGCCGGCCCCAAAGGGAACUAUUCCCGGUUCAUGAAUCACAGCUGCCAACCCAACUGUGAGACCCUCAAGUGGACAGUGAAUGGUGACACUCGCGUGGGCCUGUUUGCUGUGUGUGACAUCCCCGCAGGAACUGAGCUGACGUUCAACUACAACCUUGACUGUCUGGGGAACGAAAAGACGGUCUGUCGGUGUGGGGCAUCCAACUGCAGCGGGUUCCUCGGGGACAGGCCAAAGACCUCAGCAGCCCUUUCUUCAGAGGAAAAGGGCAAAAAGACCAAGAAGAAAGCCAGGCGGCGACGGACAAAAGGUGAAGGCAAGAAAAAGUCCGAGGACGAGUGUUUUCGCUGUGGUGACGGGGGCCAGCUGGUGCUGUGUGACCGCAAGUUCUGCACCAAGGCCUACCACCUGUCCUGCCUGGGCCUGGGCAAGCGGCCCUUCGGGAAAUGGGAAUGUCCUUGGCAUCAUUGUGACGUCUGUGGCAAACCAUCGACUUCCUUUUGCCACUUUUGCCCCAAUUCGUUUUGCAAGGAGCACCAAGACGGGACAGCCUUUGUCUCAACCCAGGAUGGGCGUUCAUACUGCUGUGAGCAUGACUUGGGGGCAGACACAGUUCGAGGUGCCAAGACUGAGAAACCCUUUCCAGAGCCUGUGAAGGCCAAGGGGAAGAGGAAGAAAAGGAGGUGUUGGCGGAGGGUCACAGAAGGCAAAUAGCGCCUGGCUGGGCCGAUCAGGGGCGGUGUGGGUGGCCCGCCUGCCUUGUGGGCAGAGGCCCAGCUCCGCCUGCCUCCUAGGGGGCGCCUCCCCGCCACUGAGCCAUCAUCUGCAGCGCUGGCUGCGUCUGCACUGAAGACCCGUCUGAGCCGCGUGGUUGUGAACAUUCCAGGACACAGCAGCCUUGCUCGACAGCAUUACAGCUACACUUGAAGUCCUGCACAUCAAGGUUCCCCUGCUCCUUUCUUAGGUUCAAGUUAUGCUUGAAAAUUUACUGGCACAUGAGAUGUUUGCUCUCACCCUGGAGAGUGAGUGUGGGCUAGGAUUUCUUCCUAAGUGAUCACUGUUCUCUCCCUAAUCCCAGCUCAGUCAGCACUCAGGACAGACCAGGGGGUCCUGCCUCACAUCCUGCACUCCUUGGGUACCAUGUUUGGUUUUUUUUUGUUGUUGUUAUUCUGUUCUUAGGAAACAGCUGUUUGUCUUUGUACUAAUGUGAAGCUUCUCCUCAGACCGCUUCUCAUGGUGAGCGACCAGCUAGGGGCUGUGGCAGACGGAGACCAGUGAGCAGGCUCCAGCGUUCCCUGCCAGGCUUCCCGCUUGGUGCGGCUGAGCUCUGCUGCAGGCAGCUACCACCUUCACCUCCUCCCUGAACAGGCAUGGGCUGGUGUGUCUCUCUGAACCACGUUAGGUACUUCCCACCUUGCCUGGGGAAGGGAGGCCAGGUUUCCCGACUCUGACUUUUCUUUCCAGGCUUCUUUUAUCCCAGUAUAUUCUUGCUAAACUUCACAAAUGCCCCCAAUAGAAAUGUGUGUGCUGAUGUGACCCUAAUCUAAGCAAAAGUAGGGGACUCUGAAAGUGUGGCCCCCGGUGAACUGAUUUAAAGUGCUAACAGGGAAAAUGAUUAACUCCGCCUCAUGGCCACCCAGUAGUAGCAAUAGGUGCCACACUUGGUGAUCCAGAGUGUCUGGGGUAAAGUGCAGGUCUGAGGAGACCCACAGCUUAGAACUGGCCUUUUAAGGCCAUUUUCUCCUGCAUUGUGGGAAAAUAAGAAUCUCUGGUUGUAUGCAGGCCCUCCUGGGAGGAAACAGUUAUUCGUAGGCC
This is a messenger RNA of Sorex fumeus (smoky shrew), 5369 nucleotides long. RefSeq names its product nuclear receptor binding SET domain protein 2 (gene NSD2). The record is from RefSeq and is a predicted model, not a curated record. Gene Ontology annotation, cellular component: nucleus; chromatin. Gene Ontology annotation, biological process: regulation of DNA-templated transcription. NCBI's taxonomy places the organism in Eukaryota, Metazoa, Chordata, Mammalia, Eulipotyphla, Soricidae. Gene Ontology annotation, molecular function: histone H3K36 methyltransferase activity. The transcript is spliced from 22 exons. Bases 183 to 4268 code for a protein of 1361 amino acids.